CACGUGGAUAAGUGAACCGUCACUGCCUUAUCGUCGUCUCUAAAGAAAAAAAAGAGUAGCUUUGAAAGAGGAAAAUGGUGAUUUUAUCGGCGAGCUCCACCGUGAGAGCUGCCUUGGACACACAACCUCGGCUUCCGUACAACCCAAAUGCGCCUCGGAAAUUAAAGAAAGCCCCUAAAAGCAAUUCUUUCUUACCGCCGCCUUCACCUCCUCCACCGUCUCCGCGAAUCAGCAUCUCCGUCGACGAUUUGCUCAAGCGUCCCCCGAGUAAAGUAGACUUGACUGAUGACGUUGAUGAUACGUAUAUGGGAUAUGAGACAUGGUCUCCAACUCCACCAAAGCUUGAGAAGCCAAGAUCAGUCUUCAACGCUGCUUCCUUAGCUUUUAUAGGAGAUUCCAUUUAUGAGCUGUAUGCUCGAAGGCAUUUCCUUUACCCUCCACUUAGUAUCGAGGAUUAUAACGAUCGUGUUAGAGCAGUGGUGCGCUGUGAAGCACAGUAUGCUUUGCUGAAGAAACUUGUUGAUGACGAUUUCCUAACAAAGGAAGAGAGGGAUGUACUCAGGUGGGGAAAGAAUCUAGGCUCGGUUAGAACACGUUCAAGAAGGCGUGCAGGUGUUGCGGUUUACAACAAAGCAUCGUCAUUGGAGUCACUGAUUGGUUACCUGUAUCUGACAAACGGGAAAAGAUUAGAAAAAAUAAUGCAGAAGCUAGGAUUCUCAAGCGAUUCUUCAACAGAGAUCGUGAUUGAAAAAGCCAAGCCUAAAGUACCAUCAGAAUCCAACCUGCCAUCAUUUGUACUCAAUGAGCAAAUGCCACACUAGUUGUUUACUCUCUCAGGUUAUGGAAGAUCAAUGUUUCCUUAGUAGGCCGGUUUAGCAUUACCGUGAGAAGACAUUGUACAUACAUAUAUAUAUAUAUAUAUUAUCAUUAUAUGUAUAUGAAUGUGUAACUCCAACUGGUUAUCAAAUAAAAAUGCUCAUUUUGGUCUUAUGUCCCAAUGACG
Messenger RNA from Thlaspi arvense, 1003 nucleotides. The record is from the annotation of a GenBank genome assembly. NCBI's taxonomy places the organism in Eukaryota, Viridiplantae, Streptophyta, Magnoliopsida, Brassicales, Brassicaceae.